Tetrapisispora phaffii CBS 4417 is the source of this 1647-nucleotide messenger RNA. It is a transcript of the gene DSN1, whose product is annotated as MIND complex subunit DSN1. Lineage: Eukaryota; Fungi; Ascomycota; Saccharomycetes; Saccharomycetales; Saccharomycetaceae. The transcript has a single exon. Gene Ontology annotation, cellular component: MIS12/MIND type complex. The coding region runs from base 1 to 1647 and encodes 548 amino acids. The record is from RefSeq and is a predicted model, not a curated record. Gene Ontology annotation, biological process: cell division; mitotic sister chromatid segregation.
AUGCCAAAGAGUAGAUCAUUAGAUUUAAAGCCUAUCUAUCCAUUGAGAAUGGAGACCAUUCCAUUAUCUGACAAGGUUAAAGAACUCUCUGGUAGUUCUCAAAGUGCAACCAAUGUAAAUAUAUUCAACGAAGGAGAAGCUCAUUCAUCUGAAAAUAGAGCAAAAACUUAUGAAUCAGAUGAUAGCUUUAAAUUUAAAAGGCACAAAUCAAAUCAGAAGUCUGGAGUACCUACAUUAGGGGAAAGGUUAGAUAAUUUUCAAGAUAUUCAAAAGGCAAAAUGGAUGGAGAAUUUUAACUCAUCUAUGCCUGAGUAUCAAAAUAAUAGAGAUGACACUAACAGUGACAAUGGAGUUGAUAAAAGAAGUUCUCAAAAUUUUAAAGGAGCACAUACUCCUUCACAACAACCAUAUGUUCCAUAUGUAUACUAUUAUCCUGUUCCAUCUUCAUCAUAUCCAAUGCUACCAUAUAAUUCACCUCAAAUGCAUGAAAAUGUUGAGAACCCACAAAUGAGAAAUGGGGCUUCGGUACCAAUGUACUAUGCCCCACAGCCUGGUUAUUAUCCAGAGCAGCCUUAUAUGUUUUCUCAGGAUUCAAAUGUUCAGAACAGAUUGAUGCCAGCACCUCAACUAUUUCCACAGUACCAUUCGAUGAAUCCAAAUUCACAACUAUCACAAAAAUCUAAGGAUAGAAGGAAAUCCAUAGCUGAUCAAAGAGGCAGGCGUGUCUCAAGAAUCUUUACGCAAGAUGAACAUUUAGGAAUUAUAUCUCCGCAUAAGGAUGUACCUGCACAGGAUUUUUACAGGCAUAUAGGAAAUUCAUCAUUUGGUAGAGAUUUACAAAUACGACAACUUUUCAAUUGGUGUUCAAUAAGGUCUUUACAUAAUUUAGAAAAAGAAGCUGAUCCAAAGUAUGAUUCUGAUAAAAGAAACAGAAAUGGAAUGAAAAAUGAAAUCAGAAAUUAUGACGAUUCAAAGAUUAUCGCCAUAUCAAUUUUGAAGGAAUUUGUGAAUGAUCUCAGAAAAGAUAAAAUAAAUAUAAACUGGGACGAUACUAUGCAGGAUAAUUCUGAUGAUGAUUACUCCGCUAUUGAAGGAGACGACAUUGAUUCAACUUUUGAUGAACACAUUUUCGAUGAUACCGAAGAUAUCAUUAAAACAGGUAAUAAUGCAAAAAAAGAAAUCAAAAAAUCAGCCAAGAGAAGAAGCAGGAAAGAUAAAAAGGAAAAAGUAAAGAUAGCAAAUAUUAAAAAUAUAGAAAACCAAAGAAAUUUAAAUUUAUUAGACUCAAAAAUUGAUAAGUAUAAACUGGAAAUGGACAAUUGGUCUGAUACAUUAAAAUCGCAAGACUGGGAAGCAGAGUGGGAUGCAUUAGAAAAGGAGGUUGAAUUAAUGGCUAAUGAUGAAAAUAUGAUGAGUGAUGCUGAGAAUCUUCCAUUUCAAAUAUUCGAGGAUAAGUUCUUUUCACAAAUUGAUAAGUUAUCAUCACACGCUAUUUUACUUGAAGCAACAACAAAAGCUCUUUCGGAGCUAACAAUGAGCAAAACUGAAAUGUUAUCACAUGAAUUCAAUAAGCAUAAUUCUUUUGAUAAAACUGAACUCAACUCCAAAGCAUUAUUAAUGGAAUUGAGCAAUGCAUUAAACAAGUGA